Messenger RNA from Naegleria fowleri, 1317 nucleotides. RefSeq lists its product as uncharacterized. The coding region runs from base 1 to 1317 and encodes 438 amino acids. The transcript has a single exon. Gene Ontology annotation, molecular function: protein binding. The record is from RefSeq and is a predicted model, not a curated record. NCBI's taxonomy places the organism in Eukaryota, Heterolobosea, Eutetramitea, Acrasida, Naegleriidae.
AUGCAAGCCUUGUUUCAGGGCAUUUCCUUCACGUGGAAUUGGCUGACUGGACAAAGUAAAUUAUUGUUCUUUCAGGAAGAGGAUCGUUUGGAAUCCUCUAAAUUGAGAAGCAGAGUUGUUUCGGAGGAUGAUGAAAAUUCUUUAUUGAAACUCUCACUUUCCGAAGAGGCAUUGAAAGAGAAUUUUGAUUAUUCAUUCAAGACAUGGAUGAUGUUGGGAGUGUUUUUGAGAGAGAAUCAUCAAUGGGAACAGGCUGAAAGGGUAUUCAAGAAGGCCAUGCAAAUGGUUGAAGAAAGUGCAAAAAGGAUGGAAAAUUCUGAAAAUGCCUUUUCUUCAUCAUCAUUAACUUCGCCAAAUGUGUCUUUAUUGCUUUUGGAAAUGGCGCGAAAUUUGGAAAAACUUGGAAAGAUUGAACAAGCGAUCGAAAAAUUGGAAAAAGUGAUUCAAUUAAAUGUCUCAAAACAAGACAAAGUUGAUGCUCUUGCUGAACUCGCUUGGAUUUAUUUGAGCGAUGAAAAGUUUGAAAAAGCAAGAUUAUUCAUUUCACAAAUUGAGGAACUUGGCAAUGAGGACAAAAGAACAAGACAAUUAAUUUCUCAUUUGCUUGGAAAUUAUCAUUUAUCAAUGGGAGAACCUGACUUAGCAUUACAACAUUACGAAAAGACUGUCGAGUUAGAUUCUACGUGUGUCGAUGCAUUGGCCGUUCUUGGAGACAUUUACUUUCAUCAUAAAAAAGAAAAAUCAAAGGCAAGAACAUUAUGGGAACGUGCAUUCACAAUUGAUCCAUUGAACAAUAGCAUUUCACAUUACAAAUUAUCAAAUAUUAUUAUGAAAGAAGACAAGAAUUACGAACGAGCAAAAUCAAUUCUAGAUGCUGCAUUGAAAGUGGAUGCCAAAGAUGCCAACUCAAAUUAUCUCAUGGCGUUUUGUCUUGACGAGAUGCAAUGCGAAGCUAAAGACGUGGUCAUGUUUCACUAUUCUGAAGCCAUGCGUUUAGAAUGCCAAAAGAAAAAUCUCUUUGUUCGAUUUAGUGACUAUUUGGUGCGUCUUGGCAAAUACGAAUGGGCGAUUGGAAUAUUGAAUACUGGUAUGAAGCUAAAACCAAAAGAAACCAUCACUUUCCUGUCCUUACGUGAGAAAAUUUAUGAAACCACGAAAAACUAUCAAAAUGCUCUCGACGACUGUGAGUUAUUGUUAAAACUCAUUUCACAGACAGCCAUUUCAGGUUCUUCUUCAGUCUACAAUACCACUCAUGCAACACAAAUGAGUAGAGACGAGGUACAGGAACGAGUUGCAACUCUUAAACAAAGGCUUUAG